AUGGGAGAUGACCUGCUCAAAGGAGAAGACAACGACCAACGAUUCGAGGUAUUCCAAAGCACGGGGGAUGGGGUAGACUUUCGAGUCCUCAGCUGGCAAUGGGCAUCUAUCAUCUUCCUGAAGUUAACCUUCGCCACCGGAGUAAUGACCAUCCCCGGCCAGCUGUACAUUCUCGGCGCCGCUCCAGGGAGCCUCGUCGUCCUCGGAUGGGGCAUAAUCAACACCUACGCAGGCGUCGUGCAAGGUAAUUUCCGCAACCGACACCCCAUGUGCCACUCCGUGGCAGACAUGGCCGGGGUGGUAGGCGGGCCGCUGCUGCGUGAAGUUGCUGGAGUCUGCUUCAUCGCGAGCUGGAUCAUCUGCGCCGCGUCCGGCAUCAACGGCGCAACGACGGCACUCAACGCGCUCUCCGACCACGCCACCUGCACAAACUGGUACGCCCUGGCCGUCACGGCCGUCGUCGUGCUCGUCGCCAGUCUCCGCAAGUUCGGGGAGCUCAGCUGGAUUAGCUGGGCUGGGUUCGUGUCUGUCUUCGCUGCUGUAUUCAUCGUCGUCAUCGGCGUCACGCUGAGGGACCGUCCGGCGGGGGCGCCCCAGACGGGGGACUAUGACUUUGGAUAUCACGCUGUGGCGUUUCCCUCUUUCGUGCAGGGUAUCAGUGCUGCCGCUACGCUGUUCUCUGCUAGUGCUGGCACGUCUGCCUUCCUGCCUGUUAUUUCGGAGAUGCGCCAGCCGAGAGAUUACAAGAAGUCCCUAUACCUCUGUAUGCUCACAGUAACGGCCGCCUACCUCUCCUUCGGACUCGUCGUAUACAGAUGGUGCGGGAAAUGGAUCACGACUCCCUCGCUAGGAAGUGCCGGACCAACCCUCAAGAAAGUAUCCUACGGAGUCGGACUCCUAGGAAUCAUCGUAACCGGCAUUCUCUACGUCCACGUCUCCGCCAAAUACAUCUUCGUCCGCAUCCUCCGCGGGUCCACCCACCUCCAAUCCAACACCUUCACCCACUGGGCAACCUGGCUCUCCUGCACAGUGGGGCUCUCCAUCGUCGCCUUCCUCCUCGCAGCAGCAAUCCCCAUCUUCAACUACCUGCUGGGUCUGGCAGGGAGUCUGGGGUUCGCGCCUAUUGCGCUCAUCCUGCCGCCGUGGCUGUGGAUAUUCGACCAUGGGGAGUGGCGCACUUCGUCUUCGCCUGUUAAGAUGGUUGUUUACUACUUGCAUUGGGUGUGGGUUUUGAUAGGGGUGUUUAUGACGGUUGGAGGCACUUAUGGGAUUUUACAGUCUGUUGUGGAUGCUUAUCGGUCUGGGGAUAUUGGAGGGACGUUUUCGUGUGCGGAUAAUAGUUGA
This is a messenger RNA of Aspergillus campestris IBT 28561, 1344 nucleotides long. RefSeq names its product transmembrane amino acid transporter. The transcript has 4 exons. Gene Ontology annotation, biological process: amino acid transmembrane transport. Lineage: Eukaryota; Fungi; Ascomycota; Eurotiomycetes; Eurotiales; Aspergillaceae. Gene Ontology annotation, cellular component: vacuolar membrane. Bases 1 to 1344 code for a protein of 447 amino acids. Gene Ontology annotation, molecular function: amino acid transmembrane transporter activity. The record is from RefSeq and is a predicted model, not a curated record.